This is a messenger RNA of Plasmopara halstedii, 1026 nucleotides long. RefSeq lists its product as uncharacterized. NCBI's taxonomy places the organism in Eukaryota, Oomycota, Peronosporomycetes, Peronosporales, Peronosporaceae. Bases 1 to 1026 code for a protein of 341 amino acids. The transcript has 4 exons. The record is from RefSeq and is a predicted model, not a curated record.
AUGUUUGGAGUUGCACAUGUUACUCCGCCAGAGCCAUCGUUACCCAAAUUCUCGACGCGCGAGGCUCGCUUCCGUAAAGCGUGCGAUGCAAAUACUUUAUUUUUCUACAUUCCUACCAAAUCAAGUCUCCUACUGCCAUUAUUGCAUCCUGUGAGCCAUGUCUACAGGGAGCAGGACGCACGUUGUUUACAUUUGUUACAAUCUGUUGCACUGAUUCCAAGCUGCAAAUGUAAAAAGAUACUCGCGACUGUUAACGAAGCACUCAAGAUACCCGUAUCUGCAGCUACUCGUGGUCGAUUCGAAACCAAGUUGCGGCCGCUGAUAAAUAAACUACGCGACGAGGAUGAAAAUUGCGCGACUCGACCAUUAAUCGCCCUACAACUUAAGGAGAAGGUGGCUGAGUGCUUGCGUUGCUGGAUCGUGGAUCCGAUCGAUGGAUUUGUGCUCAGAAAAGAGCAUGUUGUGAAAGGUAUGCGGUUAGAUGAUCUAGUGGCUACACCCGUCGGUGUGGGAUAUAUGAGGGGUUACCGCACCACAGACGGCUUUUGUAUAAUUGUGUACCCUUGGGGCUAUGGAUUCGUGCACCUGAAUGAGGUCAAAAAGGUGCAACAGGCUGCUGAAAAUCAUCUCAAAAAGCGCAUGUACACCGAAUAUGUUGCAUUUGAGCAUCAGCAACUAUACGAGCAGAUCAAGGGACUUUUGGAUGAUUUACCGCCAAUAUCUGACAAAAGUAAUGAUUUUGAGGAUACAAAAGAAAAAAGAGAUGAGGAUCUUGAAGUGUUGCCCAGAAUUCUAAACAAGGAGCAUAUGAACACGACAGUGCUGCAAAAAGACUUACAAUUUUUGCGUCGUGUGGAAGCACUUGUGAAGAAAGUACAGUAUUCUCGUCAGGCGCAGACAGUUAAGGAGCCUGAUCGCAAGUUGCUGCGCAUGGAUGAAGACGACGAGAUAGCAGGGGACGCUGAGCAGCUGGAAUCUAGAUCAAUAUUGAACGGUAAUGCAGUCAUCACCAAACUUGAUAUAUAA